AUGCGGAGGCUGCUGGACAACUGCCAGCGGAUCAUGGACGCCGUCUACUCCACCGCACCAAUGAUCCCCACCCCGUUCAAGGCGAUGAUGGCGCACCUGCGACAGGAGUGCGUGAAGCGUUUCCCGGACAGCUAUCACAAGUCCAUCGCCGGCUUCAUUUUCCUUCGUUUCUUCUGCCCGGCCAUCCUCUCGCCCGACUCCAACGGCAUCACCACAGUGCCGGUGUCACCCGACAGGCGUCGGCCUCUCGUGCUGCUGAGCAAGACGAUUCAGAAUCUGGCCAACGAAGUGCUCUUCGGUCAGAAGGAGCAGUUCAUGCUGCCCGCCAACGCGUUCAUCGAGGCCAACAAGGAGCGCAUCCAUCAGUUCUUCGACGAAAUCGCCACCGAGCCCGACAACCUGCUGGACUACACGCCGCUGCAGUCGCUGGAGCAGGUCAACAGCAAGCACCUGCCCGACAUCCAUCAUCACGUGGUGAAGAACUUGACCAAGAUCGCGCAGUCGCUCAUCACCUACGACCAGAAGGAGUCCAUCCCGCUGCUCGCCCACAUCCUCGCCCAACUCGACGACGAGUCCGAUCCGCUCCAGCCGCAAUGA
Molecule: messenger RNA, 597 nt
Organism: Acanthamoeba castellanii str. Neff
Lineage: Eukaryota; Discosea; Longamoebia; Acanthamoebidae
Product: Ras GTPase activation domain containing protein
Exons: 4
Coding region: 1-597 (198 amino acids)
Biological process (GO): regulation of GTPase activity
Source: RefSeq, a predicted model, not a curated record